Molecule: messenger RNA, 381 nt
Organism: Neurospora crassa OR74A
Lineage: Eukaryota; Fungi; Ascomycota; Sordariomycetes; Sordariales; Sordariaceae
Exons: 2
Coding region: 1-381 (126 amino acids)
Source: RefSeq, a predicted model, not a curated record
AUGCCCAGCAAGAAGCCCAAGAGUGGUCGUCUUCGUGGUCGCCCUCCCAAGGAUACGGCUAACCCAGUUAAUAAGGGUAAACGGACCGUCAGUUUUAAUAUGCAAGGUCUCGAGGAUAACGAUAACGAGCCGGAUAUUGCUAUACACAGGGUAGCAGCGUGCCCACACCCAAUGUUCAAUAUCCUCCCACUUCUAGAUAUCCUGCUCCUAGAUACCCGCCUCCUGGAUACCUCCCUACUCCUAGAUAUCCUCCUUAUAGAUAUCCUCCUAGAUACCCGGUUAUCUCCCAGGUAUUUUCGCCUCGUCCUUUUACACCCCGGUACCAACACCGGCUCGGAAUUUAACACCCGCCCAACAUUUCUCGCCUACCCCACCUCAUAG